Messenger RNA from Pestalotiopsis fici W106-1, 717 nucleotides. RefSeq lists its product as uncharacterized. The record is from RefSeq and is a predicted model, not a curated record. NCBI's taxonomy places the organism in Eukaryota, Fungi, Ascomycota, Sordariomycetes, Amphisphaeriales, Sporocadaceae. The coding region runs from base 1 to 717 and encodes 238 amino acids. The transcript has 4 exons.
AUGGCCUCGACAGAAAGAUUUUUUCAUUGCAAUAUUCAAGAUUCUGGCCAAUCCUGGUGUGAAAGAAACUUGGCCUCCAGAAGCUCAAUGGACCAAACCAUGAGCGUACAGCAUCUUAGCGAAGCCAUCAUCGCCAUCAUGACUACAAUCUUUGUGAUGCGCUGCAUCGAACGCAUAAGUUCGCAUCACUGGGGUAAAGACGACUCCACCUUGAGCGUUGCUGUUGUAGCCAUAGUCUGCGGCACCUCACUUGGCUUUGCCCUGUCAUCUCAUGGCUUGGGACGGGACGCGUGGGAUUUACCAGACAGCGAUGUAUCCAUGGUACGACUUUUGAUAUACUGCGCAGAGUUCUUCUACGGUGUUUCAAUCACUCUCAUCCGUCUGAGUGCACUCUUCUUUUACCUCAGGAUCUUUCCCCAGACCCCUUUCAAAUUCUACGUUUAUGCAAUGAUUACCUUUGACAUCUUGUUCGGGGUGGCAUACAAUGCCGUCUUCAUCUUUCAAUGUUGGCCCAUCAACAGCAUCUGGGCAGCUUCAAACGUGGCAAGCGAUGCUACUUGUGUCGAUAUCCACCAACUUGCCUUGUCGGGCUCUGUUAUCAACAUGCUACAGGAUCUGAUGGUGGUUGUUUUGCCUACACCUAUACUGGUCAAACUGUCACUGCCAAUCAGCUCCAAGAUUCAAGUCUUUUUCAUGUUUUCACUGGGAAUGCUGUAA